CUUGGAGUCCAGCAGCGUCUGCUCCAGUGUGACGGUGUAUUUCCGAGCGGCGAGCAGCUCCUCAGCCUGACAGAUGCAGCAGCAGACCGACGACAUGGAGGGGUCCAUGGAGUCCCCGAAUCUGGAGUUUGAAUAUGGAGACACGGACAACUUCACUGCAGAGCUCUCAGAGCUGUACAGCUACACAGAGGAACCAGAGUUUAGUCUAAACAGGGAUUACUUUGAGGAAGACUUCAAGAAUCAUGUGAAGGGUCGGAGGUGGAUGGAGUUGAGUAUGGAGGAGCAGAGGGCGUAUGUCAUGAGACUGCUGGACGCUCUGGAGGUCACCGAUCGAGACAAGAGGCUCAAAGUGGCCCGAGCCAUUCUCUAUUUGGCACAAGGUGUGUUUGAUGAGUGUGACACAGAAACUGAUGUCCUCUACUGGUCCAGACACAACGUCUUCCUCCUCUACGACAUGGGCAUCUUCACGGCUCUGCUGGAGCUCCUCAGCAUGGAGAUAGAUAAUAACCAGGCGUGCAGCAGCGCAGUGAGAAAACCAGCCAUUUCUCUGGCUGACAGCACUGAACUCAGGGUUCUUCUGAGCAUCAUGUAUCUGAUGGUCGAGACCAUUCGAGUGGAAAUGGAGGGUGACAGUCCUGAGAGGAAGGCAGCCAGAGAGGCCUUUAAAACAGAGUUGGGUGAGAGAGACUGUGAGAGAACGUUGGCCGGACAACAUCGUGGACCAAUCACAGCAGGUUUCACAGUUUUUCUCCUUCCUGUCUCACUCUGUCUCUGUAAGUUUUCUGUAACUCUUUCUCCUCAUCUCUCCCUCUUUUCUCUCUGGGUUUUCGUUGUCCUGUUGGCUCAUUCCCAUCUCUUCCUUGUGUCCCUACAGAGUGCCUUUGUUGAUAGCUUGGAAGGAGACAGUCCAUAUGCCAAGAAACAGCCACUGGUCAAACAGGACAGUCUGGACACUUACAACGAACGAGACCCUUUCAAAAACGAUGAUGUGCGGGAUGAGGAAGAUGACCCAGAGGACAUGGACAGUGGCAUUGAGGGAGAGGUCGACCCUCUCGACAGAGACGUUAUUAUCCAACCGCCGCUGCCGCCACCACUACUGCGGCCACCAACCGAGAGACUGUCCUUCCCCAAGGGACUGCCAUGGGCUCCCAAAGUCAGAGAGAAAGACAUCGAGCACUUUCUGGAGACCAGCAGAAAUAAAUUUAUCGGAUUCACCUUGGGAAAUGACACUGACACUUUGGUUGGGUUACCCAGGCCCAUACAUGAGAGUGUGAAGACUUUGAAACAGCACAAGUAUGUCUCCGUAGCGGAGGUCCAGAUCAAGAGAGAGGAGGAGCUGCAGCAGUGUCCCAUGACUAUGGGGGAGGAGGAGGUGGAGGAAAUACCUGCAGAGAUUCUAUAUUUGGGAAUGUUGCCUAGUCUCUCUCAGUAUGUAAUUGCUCUAUUGAAGCUCCUCCUGGCUGCAGCUCCAACCUCCAAAGCAAAGACAGACUCUAUCAACAUCCUAGCUGACGUUCUGCCGGAGGAGAUGCCAAUCACCGUCCUGCAGAGCAUGAAGCUGGGCAUUGAUGUGAACAGACACAAGGAGAUUAUCGUCAAAGCGAUUGCAGCUGUCCUGCUACUGCUGCUCAAACACUUCAAACUCAACCACAUAUUCCAGUUUGAAUAUGUGGCUCAGCACCUGGUGUUUGCCAAUUGCAUCCCGCUCAUCCUCAAAUUCUUCAACCAGAACAUCAUGUCUUACAUCAGUGCCAAAAACAGCAUUUGUGCCCUGGAUUUCCCUCAUUGUGUGGUUCAUGAAAUGCCUGAACUCACAGCUGAAAGCCUGGAAGCUGGUGACAGUAAUCAGUUUUGCUGGCGUAAUCUGUUCUCCUGCAUCAACCUACUGAGGAUCCUAAACAAAAUUACCAAGUGGAAACACUCAAGAACUAUGAUGCUUGUGGUGUUCAAGUCUGCUCCUAUCCUCAAGAGGGCGCUCAAGGUUAAACAGGCCAUGAUGCAGCUCUACGUCCUCAAACUUCUCAAGAUACAGACCAAGUAUCUGGGCCGCCAAUGGAGAAAGAGUAACAUGAAAACCAUGUCUGCCAUCUACCAGAAAGUCAGACAUCGGCUCAAUGACGACUGGGCGUAUGGCAAUGGUAAAUAUCGGGCGGGGGGGGCGGGGUUUAGUCAGGGUUGGGGGCAGAGCCUGUGA
Messenger RNA from Sinocyclocheilus grahami, 2194 nucleotides. Its product is annotated as striatin-interacting protein 1 homolog. The record is from RefSeq and is a predicted model, not a curated record. The coding region runs from base 74 to 2194 and encodes 706 amino acids. Gene Ontology annotation, biological process: cytoskeleton organization. Lineage: Eukaryota; Metazoa; Chordata; Actinopteri; Cypriniformes; Cyprinidae. Gene Ontology annotation, cellular component: cytosol. The transcript has 19 exons.